Molecule: messenger RNA, 1803 nt
Organism: Closterium sp. Naga37s-1
Lineage: Eukaryota; Viridiplantae; Streptophyta; Zygnematophyceae; Desmidiales; Closteriaceae
Source: the annotation of a GenBank genome assembly
AUGCGCCGCUCCCAGCUUCCAGUCCACAUCAAGAGGGCGAUAUGCGAGCAUCACGUUAGCAACCCCCGUUUGCGCCAUGUCGACCUUGCGCGCUGGUGUUUCACUCGUUUCGGUAUUCGCCCCGACCGCUCCACGAUUGGCCGCGUCAUCAAGGGCGCGGAGCGGUGGAAAGCCACCAAUGCGAACAAUAGUACCGUCCGCGUGCGCGGCGGUGCUCAUCCGGACCUCGAGCAGGCCAUGGUCCGAUGGAUCUCCAACGCCGAACCUGCGGGGAUCCCGCUCACCUUGGCGACCAUCCGCGACCACAUGGCCGUGAUGGCACGCGACAUGGGCAAGCCGCCCACCUUCCGCUGCUCUGUCGGUUGGGUUCGCCGUGCUAUGCGGCGCAACGGCAUCCGCUGCAUUGCUUCGUCGGGCGAGGCCGCCGAUCAGGACAUGGCGGCGGUGCGAACGUGCCGUGAGAAGCUUCCUCAGCUUCUCAUGUACCUUUCCGUCUCGCCGAAGGAUGUGUACAACUUCGACGAGACGGCACUGUGGAUUUCGGUGCUGCCGCGAAAGACCUACGGCGCAUCGUGCGUGGCGGGCCGCAAAAUCGCCAAGGAACGCCUCACCGUGGGCCUGCUCGUGAAUGCGGACGGAAGCCACGCGUUCCGGCCGCUCGUCAUAUCCAAGUCGAAGCGGCCCCAUGCGUUCCGUCCGGAUUACGACCCCGACGCUGUGUGCUACUGGCGCCACAACACCAAGGGGUGGAUGACCGCUCCGCUAGAUGUUGCUAUGUUCGCGGAGGAUCGCAACAUUGUCAUCCUCCUCGACAAUGCCUCUAGCCACGUACUCAAGAGCGAGAACGCGAUUUCCGAAGACAUCUUCGGCUUCCGCACUCGCUCCCUCCGCAACAUCCGCCUGGUGUUCCUCCCGCCGAACACCACCUGCUUCACCCAGCCGCUUGACCAGGGCCUCAUCGCGAUGAUGAAGGCACGUUAUCGUCAGCAUUGGCUCGAGGCGGUGACGGCACUGUGGGUGGAGGGUAGCUCCACGGCGUCUCUGGCGCGCUUCAAGCCCAAUCUCCGCGACGUCCUCGACUGGCUCUUGGACGCGUGGAUGAACAUCGGCCCGCGCACGAUCCAGCGUUGCUGGUGGCGCACGGGCUGUCUUCCGCUCGCGUGGGCCUUAUCCUUGGCCCACGUGGGCGCCGGCGGGCUCACUCCUGGCGGCACGGCUGCUGCUCCGCUGCCCAUCGAUCUUGACGAGGAGAUCGGCGACGUGGGCAUCAUGAUCGACCGGCUUGCGCUCGGUCCGAGUGCCAUGCCGGCCGCCGACUUCGUCGCCAUUGAUGACGGCCAGCCGACGUGCGCCGAGCCGGGGGAGGAUCCCCUCGCCCUUGAGCCCGCGACGUCGUAUUCGAACGAGUCUUGGGAGCCGCCUGCGACCAUGCAGGCCGUGUACGACGAUGUGGACCCGGCGACGCGCGAAGCACGUCGCACGGCGCGGGCGGCGUGUGAAAUGCUCAUCGGGUAUGCGAGGGCGACAGGCGUCACCCCCCGCGAGCUGUGCGCUCUCUUUGAGAUUCGCAACCCCAUCAUCAUUGAGCGCAUGGAGCGGGCAAGCCCGCCCAUCAACUUGAACAUGACGCCUAUCGCCACUCCUCGGCCUUCCGCUACCCCUGAUGGUGGGCGCCCUCGCCCUCGCGGCCGCGUCCUUCCGGCGUGGAUGACGGCACCCUCCCCUCGCCAGGCGCUGAUUGACGCUGGUGUUCACGCCGUCAUGGACGGCUUUGUUGAUGCGCCUGAGUGGGUGCGUCUGUGA